Linum trigynum is the source of this 1918-nucleotide messenger RNA. The record is from the annotation of a GenBank genome assembly. Lineage: Eukaryota; Viridiplantae; Streptophyta; Magnoliopsida; Malpighiales; Linaceae.
GAUUUAUGUGACCUUUGUCACGGCAUCCUAAAAUAAUGUGGAUUCAAUUUUUCGGAUUCGCUGGCUCAUUCGGACACCCCCAAAGCCCCAAACAGACACAAACAGCAGGCGUCGCUCCGUGCUGAAGCAGGCAGGCAGCCAGAAAUGGCUCCCGAAAUUCCAUAACACAACGAGAGCGGCACUACUUCUCUCCACUAAUUCCGCCUUUCCUUCCUUGUUUUGGAUCUCCGUUCUUCCACAAUCUUUCUCCUCUAUAGAUUCGCUUCCCUUUUUUUUCCCCCUAGCGAGCGCAGCUCUGCUAACUCCGAAAAUCCUCUUAUUUUUCGCACCCAUUGUCCGCCUUAAUUAUCGAACCGUCCUUUCCAAGGUUUGAGUUCACGAGCAGAGCAGCAGCUCUCCCCUCGCCGCCAUUUCUCCCUUUUCCUGGUCGACAUCGUAAUCCUUGUUUCCGCUCUGAUCUUUUGUCCAGUUCCCCUGCUCGAUUGCUGCUGGAGAAUCAAAGAGAGUUCGUAAUCGCGUUGAUUUCGUCGGCGCGGUGAGCUAGUGCUUGUUCUUCCCGUGCGAUUCAAUGCCUGAGUUGAUUUCUGCCAUCACAGAUUCUGAUCCUGCUUGAUUCCUCUGUCUGUGCAGUAGUAGUUGGCUCACUCGUUGGCCGAUAGCGGAGGCGUGUUUGGCUGUUCCGUCGAUUGAGCUGGUGCCGCGGUGCUGGAAAGGGAGAGAGCUCGGAGCUGGAGAAUGGAGGAUAGAGGAGGGUCCUUUGUCGCUGUCAGAAGGAUAUCUCAAGGUCUGGACCGAGGCAACAGCGACUGCCAUUCAAGUUCUGCCGAGGUUGUAGCAGGGUCUGCUGCAUGGCUUGGUCGUGGCCUUUCUUGCGUUUGUGCUCAAAGAAGAGAGAGUGAUUCCCGUCCCUCAUUUGAUUUAACCCCUGCCCAGGAAGAAUGCUUGCAGCAAUUACAGAGUCGUAUAGAUGUUCCAUAUGAUAGUUCAGUCCCUGAGCAUCAGGAAGCUCUGAGGGCAUUAUGGAAUGCUGCUUUCCCUGAAGAGGAGCUACGUGGUUUGAUAUCUGAGCAAUGGAAGGAGAUGGGUUGGCAAGGGAAGGAUCCGUCCACAGAUUUUAGGGGUGGUGGUUUCAUAUCAUUGGAGAACUUGGUAUACUUUGCUAGGAAUUUCCCGCAAUCAUUCCAGGAUCUUCUUCAAAAGCGGGAAGGUGAUCGUUCAGUUUGGGAAUACCCAUUUGCUGUAGCUGGUGUGAAUAUCACAUUCAUGCUAAUUCAGAUGCUUGAUCUGGAAGCAGUCAAGCCACGGAGUUUGGUAGGAGCAACAUUCCUGAAGUUCCUCACUGAAAAUGAAUCAGCGUUUGAUCUCCUUUACUGCAUGACGUUCAAGCUAAUGGAUCAGCAAUGGCUUACCAUGCGUGCAUCAUACAUGGACUUCAAUGCUGUUAUGAAAUCCACACGAAGGCAACUGGAAAGGGAACUUUUGGCAGAAGACAUAACACGGCUAGAAGAAAUACCCUCGUACAGCCUUCUUAAACGGUAGUAUACGAUAUGAUGAGAUUUGCGGCGAGUUUACUAAUUUCCUGUAAACAGCAUGAUGUUAGCCGGACAUUGGGCAUUCAUCGUGUCCUUUUAUUUUCUUGUGAUGGCUCCACUAUCUUCUCCUGGUUUCGUCUAACCAGACGAAAGUUAUACCCGAAAUAUGCUGAGUUUGCUGAAUAUAACUCAGAGACCCUCUGUUGUGUCAGGGUGAAUGUGAGACCGGAAUGAGGUCUAAGUGAGUUUUAAUACAGAAACUAGAUUCAAUACCCGCGGCUACGCCGCAGGAACUAAAGUAGUUGCAGCAUAAUUAUAUGGUGGCCAGUUCAGUAACGACAAACUCAGGAUCGUGCUACUGGCAACAGUAAAUGUAUAGGAGACUU